This is a messenger RNA of Dermacentor albipictus, 5244 nucleotides long. RefSeq lists its product as uncharacterized. Gene Ontology annotation, molecular function: nucleic acid binding; zinc ion binding. Gene Ontology annotation, cellular component: nucleolus. Lineage: Eukaryota; Metazoa; Arthropoda; Arachnida; Ixodida; Ixodidae. The record is from RefSeq and is a predicted model, not a curated record.
AUAAGUCCUGCGUCCAAUGGUAGCGAUGUCGAUGUUACACCCACGAGGAACCUAUCUCGGCGAAAACAUGGAUGCGAAGUGGAGCUGAAAGCAAUCAAUAGUUUAAAAACACGCUGUAAAUAAACACCGCAACAGCGCUUGCCAGGGGCCAACACAGAGGCCAGUUAGAGAAAAUGACUCGCUGGGCUAGGAGCAAAAGUGUCCUAAAGCAUGAACGGCAGCCAGGAGAGGCUACCACUUGGUCUGAGUUUGUAGCACAGCGGCAGGAGGCUGCGAAACCAAGCUGCGCACGUGAUGGCAGUAGAGCGACAAGAUUGUCGAACACUGGCAAGAAGCAUCCCAUAGGCAUUAACUUUGCUAUCAAGAGGACGAUGACAAGCACAGAAAGUGGUGGUGCUGAGGCCAAUGUAUCCUGUAGAGGUGCAGCUGCUGAUGUCCACCUAAAAGGAAAAGCAGCAGUGUCAAGUAACAGGCCUUCACAACAUGUCAUCGGAAAUAAGAGCAACAUACAGGCUGGAGGCAAAAAUGCUGCCAAAAGAAAAGAAGCUGCAGUGCAUGAUGAAGAAGCAGAAGCACUUGAGAAGUUGUUGCAGAAGCACAGAAAAACUGAACCAGACCUUCCAGUUGUACAAAAGAUAGUGGCGGUAGCUCCUGAAAAGAGACUUGCUGUAGUGCCAGCGCCAAGUUCCAGUACGACAGGUAGCACAAGUAACACAUUUCCCAGAGAAGUUGCAAAAAAAAGGUCAUCACCCAGUGCAAAAAAGAAAGCCUGUUUGCUUAAAACAAAAACUUCUGCUGCCGAGACUGCUGUGCCAGCCUCAAAGAAUCAACUCUCACUCUCCGGUGUAACCAAGAAAUGUGGUGAUAAAAAGGAGGUUCAGUCUUCUGCUGAUAUGUCAAAAGCAAGGAAAAAGAAAAUUAUUUCUAAAAAGCUUCUCACACCAGUCAGGAAGAAGCUUCCAGUUCCUGCCGAAAAUCAAGGAAAGUUCAGAAGUUCUGACACUGAGAAGUUAGGUAAGGUUAGGAAAACCCUCGGCCAUAAAGCUGAUGCACCAGUCAUGAAGGAAGAGGCCUUGUCCUUUGAUGAAAAUGAAAAAGACAGCAACAGUGAGGAAGAGCAGCCUGUGUUGAAGAAGCCAAGAACAGGUGUACUUGUAGAUAGUAGUGGCAGUGGCAAGGCCAAGCGACUGCAGCGGAUGCGCCAGGAGCGGGAGGCCAAGGGCAUGCUGCUCCUGCCAGAAAAGGUAGAACGACGCAUAUACCUAACAAAAAAGGCUAUGCGCAAGAAGGGCCUUCCUGGAGAGCAGAUCAAGGAGGCUGUGCGCAAGAUGCGUCGAAAGGAAGAGCUGCUGUUUCGCAGGCAGCUGGCCAAGCUAUGCUUCAAAUGUCGUCAGCCUGGUCACAGGGUGUCCGACUGUCCUCAGAUGCUUCAAGAUUCCAGCGAAGGCAUUGGAAUUUGCUUCAAGUGUGGAUCUACAGAGCACUUCUCAUCUGCGUGCACAGUUCAGACAAGCAAAGACAAUGAGUUCCCAUAUGCGAAGUGUUUCAUCUGCAAGCAACAGGGGCACCUAAGUCGCAAGUGCCCACGCAAUGAUAAAGGGGUGUACCCAAAAGGAGGUCACUGCAAUUUCUGUGGAGGUAUUGACCAUUUCAAGAAGGAGUGUCCCGAGAUGGAGAAGAAUAAGAGCAAAACCAGUGAAGAGAGUGAGGUUGCAGCUGACAUUGCGAGCAUUGGCCUGAGUGCCGACGCCGAGAACAUUGUGCCGUUACACCAGGACAUCCGGGUAAAGAAGAAGAAGGUGAUCAGCUUCUGAAGCUGUGUUGCCUGCAAAGUUGGCCACAUGCCCUUGUAUUGAAACGUCGUUUCAUAAAUAAGUCCCUGAAGGAAGACUGCCAUUUCAGUCAACACGAGAAUUGUAUUAACUGCAUGGAUGGCUCAUCACAGAGCUUACAAUACUGAACAAUCUUUGUGACUUGCAUUACAAAGCAAUGAUAAUUUGACCUGUUUUAAUCCUGCCGUCUAUUUGUUUUUGGAGCUUUCUUCAGAAUAUGUUAUAAACAUAGAAAAGAACAAUUCACCCUAAAGUUAAUGGUGCUAUUUAAGUACUAUUACCUAGAUUUAUUGACACACACACACAUACAGAAGAUCGUAAUCAUUCAUAUGAUGCUCUGAAAAGUUUUGAUAAUUAGAACUUGAUUUGUAUGCUUGGAAUUGUUUCAUUCGACUCUUUUUUGGGUCUUGAAUAUAAACAUCCUUUAUUAUGGCUGUGAUGUAUGUAAUUACUUAUGAAAUAGUGCCAAGGUUUGGCUGGAUAUACAGGUUGCUUCAACUUUGUGAAGUAGAUCAUGUGCUAAAAUGUGAUGUCAACCACUGCAAUGCAGCUAGAUAACUUGUUAUUAAUAUAUAUAUAUAUAUAUAUAUCAAAACGUUUAUUUAAAAGAAAAAAAAAUGCAGAAAGCGAGUGGGUGGAGCCCCUAGUCCAGGGCCCCACUGGCUUGAGCGGUCCGCCGUGCUUGGUCGAGAAGCGCUAGUUGCAUCUCCCGAUCCUCGCUGGCGAGCCAAGUCUCCCACUGCUCCCUUCCGGAAAGUUUGCCGGCUAUUGUUGGUGUAUUAAUUUCGGGUGGCCUGUUCUGGCAGUCCCACGUAAUGUGGGCGAGAGUUGGCCGGCCUCCGCACCAAGGACAGCGAGCGCUGUACAGCGUUGGGUGAAUGGCAUUUUUCAAAUAAAGGUUUGGAAAUGUGUGCGUCUGUAUUCGGCGCCAGUCAUAAGAGUCCUGCCUGGAUAGGUCAGGGUGUGGUGGACUGUACUUUCUUCGCUCGCGCCGCUGGUGCUCAAGGAUGUCUCGUGGUAAAAAGGGGUUUUCGUCAGAGUGGUCGGCCGCUCGGUUGACAAAAGCACGAGCUGCGCCGUCCGCUCUCUCAUUGCCCUCGAGUCCUGCGUGACCCGGGCACCAGAUGAUCAUGUGUUUCUGCGUUAGGUUGGAUCCUAAUAGGUGAUUGGUGCUGUGUGGUAGCCUCCCGGUGAGGAAUAGUCUACAUGCGACUUGGGAAUCUGUAAGAGUUAUCGACGAUUGUCCCAGGGCGUCCUCAGUUUUAAUAGCUAGCGCGAUGGCUGAAGCUUCUGCGGUAUUCGCAGAUGCAACUCUAGCCGUGGCACAAGUCACAAGCCCUUGAUUUGCGGCCGCUCCUACCACUGCGAGGGCGUAUUUGUAAGCACCACAUCGAGCGACAUCUGUGUAGACUGUAUCCGGGUUUCCAUCGAAUUGCUGCAUUAACUUUCGAGCUCGAGCAUUUCUACGUCCCUGGUGGUAUUUUGGACUCAUGUUCUUAGGGAUUGGGGCUACUAUGAUCCUUUCACGAAGGACUCUGGGCAGAGAUUCGAGUUCUCCCGCAUACUGUGGACGAGUAGGGUAGCCCACGCGGCAAAGUAAUUUUCUGCCAGAGGAGGUUAAGCUAAGCCGCUCCCGUUGAGAUAUGAGCGUCGCUGCCCGUAGCUCCUCGUAGUUAUUGUGAAUCCCGAGGGCCAGCAGGCGUUCAGUAGAGGUUCCCUGUGGUAGGCCGAGAGCCGCUUUGUACGACGUUCUAAUCAACGCAUCUAGGGCCUUUAGUUCUGUUUUCGUGGGGUCCUGGAAAGGGAGGCUAUAUGUGAGACGGCUUAGCACAAAAGCCUGAACGAGCCGGAUCGUCUCUGUUUCCUUGAAACCUUUUCGGUGAUAAGUUACUCUGCGGAUCAUACGGGAGAUCUGUUUCACCGUAGUCCUAAGGGUUUUAAUGGUGUGGUCUACUCGUUUGUUGCUUUGCAGCCACAGUCCGAGGACUCGCAUUUUCUGGACUUCCUUUAUCUGGCUGUCUCCUAGAAAGAGGUUCACCGGCUCGUGAGUUUGACGGCCUCGCCCUCGUAUCCUGAUAAAUUCUGAUUUAUCGGGAGCGCAGCUCAUUCCACUGCUGCGAGCGAAGGCUUCAACAACGGUCGUUGCUUCUUGCAGGAUUUCUUCUUUUUGUCCUAACGAGCCGCUGGUUGCCCAUAGGGUAAUAUCGUCUGCAUAUAUCGCGUACCCUAGCCCAGGUAUGACGUCGAGUGUUUUGGCUAAGCGUCUCAUACCGAUAUUGAAAAGAAGGGGGGAGAGUAUCGCCCCUUGCGGUGUACCUCUAUUGGGCAUGGGAAAAGGGUCUGAGCGCGUAGUGCCAAUGCCUAUUGUCGCGAUGCGAGAGGUCAGGAAAGAGCGGGCGUAAUCAUAGAUUCUUUGUCCACAACCGAUGUCACUUAGCUCAGAUAAGAUAAGUUCAUGUGAAAUAGUGUCAAAUGCGCUUUUUAAAUCAAGAGCCAGGACGAGAUGUUCCGCACCAACCGUGGUGUUGCAUAGAACUUCUUCGCGAAGUAGCAGGAAAACAUCUUGUGUUAUUAAUAGCAUCAGAUGUGUUCCAACACAUUCUCAUGUUAGUGUCAGAGCACUUUUGAUAACAUGUUCAGUGAGAGGCUGCUUCUUCAAAAAGGCUUAAAUACAAAUCAUUCCAAGCAGCUGCAGCCCCUGCUGCGAUAUGGCUGAUGCAGCGAGUGUUAUUCAAUAUUUCAGGCGGUACCAUUUGAGCAGUCAGAGCGCAUAGUCUAUAGAAAUGUCUCUGCUGACGGUUGUGUGCUUAGAUGACAUGGAAUCCACUGAGAUUUUAGCAUGUGGGAACACUUGAGCAAGUGAUCACAUUGUGAGGUGGCUCCUUCGCCGUCCAAUCAAAUAAUCAGAUCAAUCAAGUAAGUCAUUUUUCCUUUCAUUAUGAAAAGGAUGGGGCAGCCACUAAAAGCUACUUUUACAAGGGGCUUGAUUAGGCAAGGGUUCCUGUAUUAGCAACAACUUAUAGCACAUCAAGGAACCAAAGUAUGUACAAGGUCACUGUUCACUUUAUGAGGAGCCAACAUACAUAAAGGGCCUUUUCUAAGCACACUGAAAUUCAGACAAGAUAAUUCUAACUCUUAAAGGGACACUAAAGGGAAAUACUAAGUCAUACUAAAGUCAUAGAUUACUGCUUGAGAAUCUCUAAGGCAUCAAUAUUAUCGCGAACAGGGCCUUAAUAAUCGAGAAAUCAAGGUAAAUGCAGGACAUGAUUAGAGACCUUCAGGAUAUUCAAGCACUUGCCCAAUGACGAAAGCACUCCUCAGUUGAAUUCUGUCACUAGUACUCUACUUGUUGCAAAAUAACAUGCUCAUAUUGUAUUAUAACAUGAAAUAAAAUGCUACUUGUCCAGUUCUA